Symbiodinium sp. CCMP2456 is the source of this 531-nucleotide messenger RNA. The record is from the annotation of a GenBank genome assembly. Lineage: Eukaryota; Dinophyceae; Suessiales; Symbiodiniaceae.
AUGGGCAUUCUCCGCUGUUUCGGCACUGCCGGCAAUGGGACCUUCGAAGGCCCAGCCACUUGCACAGCAGUCGAAUCGGCUGCGUGGCCAUUCGGACAACCAGCACGGCUUCUGCGAGAAAUCCAGGAGCAUUCCUUGAAGAUUGGCGCAGUCCGCCUCCGCCCGCUCCGCCAGCAGAUGGCAUCUUUCCUCAAGGUACCCACAAGUUUCGAGGAUGACGAGGAUGAUGCCAGCAAGGCUGCAGACGAUGAGAUCCCACGGCCUCCAGAUAGCCCGUUGAACAACCUGGCAAAGUUCCGGAGCAAACACGCUCGGACACAGGACGGCUACCUCUGUGCGGCUGCUGGUGUAAAGGACGAGCAGGCAUUCACAGGCUGCACCGACCUUCCGGCGCCGGAUGGCACAAACAUUGGGAGGAAAUGGUGUUACAUCGAACCAGCUCAAGUCGAAACGGCAGGCAAAGAGUGGGGCUGGUGCCGCGCAUGGACCGGCUGGCCAGACAUCGUCGACGGGGUGGAGCUGCCUGCAUAG